UUUGCUCUUGUCUUUCAGAGAGGAGUGCAGGCAUUCAAAGAGCAUCCUCCGUUUGACGGAGAAGACGAGGCCUCUCGAUGGAACCUCGCCUCUGAGAUGGCUCCUGAAUAUUCCGGCAGCGCAAUAGGGGCAGGGAGCUGGGUGAUGGCUGACAGCUGGUGGGCCGGGAGUUCCUCGCUGAGCGGGGACCACCUGACAGCAAAUGGAUCCAGUGGUGGCGCUGGCAGGAGUUUCCUCUUCACGGCUGCGGCCCCUGGGCUGGGCCUGACCAGGGGCUUCCACGACGAGGCCUCGGUGAGGGGCCUGACACCCGAGGACAUCGCCAAGGCUAGAAACACGAAGCCGAGCAGACCAAAGGGAACCCGCCCCAAGAUAAGCGAGCGUGCUCGUGAAAGGAAAGUGCCCUCCUCGCGAAUCAGCCGCUUGGCGAACUUUGGAGGUUUGGCGGUGAGCCUUGGCAUUGGUGCGUUGGCAGAAGUGGCCAAAAAGUCAGUGACUGGAAACCAGAUGUCAAAAGAGAAUAAAGGACUACUGGACUCCAGCCCCUUCCUUUCGGAGGCUAAUGCAGAACGCAUUGUCGACACACUGUGCAAGGUGCGAGGGGCUGCUCUGAAGAUCGGACAGAUGCUUAGCAUUCAAGACAGCAGUUUCAUCAACCCUCAGCUGCAGAAGAUAUUUGAGCGGGUGCGACAGAGUGCAGACUUCAUGCCAGCCUGGCAGACGAUGAAAGUGCUGGAUGAGGAGCUGGGACCACACUGGCGGGAUAAGCUGGCAGAAUUCGAGGAAAAGCCGUUUGCUGCUGCUUCCAUUGGGCAGGUGCAUCAUGGAGAACUUCAGGACGGCAGAGAGGUUGCCAUUAAAAUCCAGUACCCAGGAAUAGCUCGCAGCAUCAAGAGUGACGUGGAGAACCUGCUGUCUCUGUUGAAAAUGAGCAUCCCACUGCCAGAAGGCCUGUUUGCCGAGAGCGGAAUUGGGGUCCUGAAGCGGGAGCUGGAAUGGGAAUGUGAUUACGUACGGGAGGCGGCUUGUGCCAGGAGGUUCAGGUACAAUGGACUUGUCGUUCUACGAAGCCAUCCCCAAAUGAGAUCACUGAAAAGUUAAUCUUGGGAUUGUUUGAAGCAAAAUCUUUUGAGUUUUAUCAAGUUAAAAAUUGGAUGUUGUCAUGGGAGAGUGGAUGGACCAGAGAGAUGGGCGCUGAAGGCAUUUCAUAUCCCUGACAACUUCCUCUCUAGUUGGAGAAAUUGCGAUACGUUGUUGAUUUAUCUGUGAAGACAUAACUGAAAAGUGACAAACAAAACCUAGUGUCGGACAAGUAAAUUGGCAUUGCUAGUGACCAACUGGUAGAUGUAAGGUUUGCAUUUUGUGGUUGAUGCUGGCAAUGGAGCUGAGAGAGUGCAGAAACUUACCUCACAGCACCGCUUGGUGGCUAAAGCCUGCAACUACACUGUGACUGUUGACAUAGGAAAGUUGUGUGGAAAAUGUUAACAUGGCUUUUAUUCUCAUCGAGGUUUAUCUUUGUAAACUAUGUUGCAGUGUGUGAGUAGGACGUGCUUUACCCCCAUCUCCCAAGAGAUUAUAGAUUAAAAAGGGUGGGGGAACUGGAGAGGGGUAGUGUUGAACAGACUUUCGACGAUCCACAUAUUUUCUGCAUGUCUCAUGAAUUUAAAUGCAGCUUUGGAUUUUUAUGGCGCUGGUUAUAUCUUCUUCCCUGCUUUGCUGAAUUUGCUGCUUGAAUUCCUUGAAGUUUUGCAAGGAUUAACCUCAAUGCCACUAUUGAUGUAGAAUCAUCAAUCUGUGGAAUUGAAGCAGGUAAAAACCAAUGGAAUAAUAAUUGAAAGCAACCACACGAAAUAGGAAUAGAAGUAGGCCAUUCGGCCCCUUGAGCCUGCUCUGCCAUUCAAUAGGAUCAUGGCCGAUCCCACAUUUCUCAUGUCCACUU
Molecule: messenger RNA, 1939 nt
Organism: Rhincodon typus (whale shark)
Lineage: Eukaryota; Metazoa; Chordata; Chondrichthyes; Orectolobiformes; Rhincodontidae
Product: atypical kinase COQ8B, mitochondrial-like
Exons: 8
Biological process (GO): ubiquinone biosynthetic process
Cellular component (GO): extrinsic component of mitochondrial inner membrane
Molecular function (GO): kinase activity
Source: RefSeq, a predicted model, not a curated record